AUGAUGUGGGUUUCGGGUUUAAUAUUUAUAUUAUUUUGUGGAUCUACAAUCGAUUGUUAUGUUGCUAAGUACGAAUGUCCAACCAACGAGGAGUACCUCACUUGUGGGUCAGCAUGCCCCUUAAACUGCACCAACCAGGAACCAGUUGCAUGCACAAAGAAUUACGUUGCAGGUUGUUUUUGCAAGCCUGAUUUCCUGAGGAAUAAGAAUGGUGCAUGUGUACCAGUUGAAGAAUGUUACGACGAAUGUCCACCCAACGAGGAGUACCUCACUUGUGGGUCAGCAUGCCCCUUAAAUUGCACCAACCAGGAACCAGUUGCAUGCACAAAGAAUUGCGUUGCAGGUUGUUUUUGCAAGCCUGAUUUCCUGAGGAAUAAGAAUGGUGCAUGUGUACCAGUUGAAGAAUGUUUCGCGGAGAACUACCAAGUCUGCGGCGAAAACGAAGAGUUUAAUUCAUGCGGUAGUGCUUGUCCUCCAACGUGCUCCCAACCUGAACCAGAGGCUUGCAUUCAAGUUUGCAGAGAGGGCUGCUUCUGCAAACCAGGAUACUACAGAGACGAAAGUACCAACAAGUGUGUGAAGCGGGAUCAAUGUUAUCAGAACGAAUGUCCAACCAACGAGGAGUACCUGACUUGCGGGUCAGCGUGCCCCUUAAACUGCACCAACCAGGAACCUGUUGCAUGCACAAAGAAUUGCGUUCAAGGUUGUUUUUGCAAGCCGAAUUUCCUGAGAAAUGAGACUGGUGCAUGUGUACCGGUUGAAAAAUGUUUCGAGAACUACCAAGUCUGCGGCGAAAACGAAGAGUAUAAGUCAUGCGGCAGUGCUUGUCCUCCAACUUGCUCCCGACCUGAACCAGAGGCUUGCAUUCUAGUUUGUAGAGAGGGCUGCUUCUGCAAAACAGGAUACUACAGAGAUGAAAGUACCAACAGGUGUGUGAAGCGGGAUCAAUGUUCUGAGAAUCGCUGCCCCGAGAACGAAGUCUAUGACAUGUGUAGCGCAGGUUGCCAGCCAUCUUGUAACAACAACGCUAACCCGUUAUGCUCGAGGAUCUGUGUGGCUGGAUGCGUCUGCUAUCCGGGUCUACUGCGCAAUGAUGACGGUGAUUGUGUCAGCGUUGAUGAGUGUUAUGAGAAUGAGUCCUAUACUAAUUUUUUGUACAACUAUUUGAACGCCAUCUACAGACUUCUGCUUCUAUCCUACUACGCUUAA
Parnassius apollo (apollo) is the source of this 1209-nucleotide messenger RNA. The record is from the annotation of a GenBank genome assembly. Lineage: Eukaryota; Metazoa; Arthropoda; Insecta; Lepidoptera; Papilionidae.